AUGGCCGCAGACGCAACAUCCAUCCCUGCGCCCCUCGCUGAGCCCUCGUGGCUUCGAGGCCUGCCCUCUCCCUACUUCAAAGACACGCAUCGCAAAUUCCACGUCGCCUGUCGCAAGUUCAUCCAGGAGCAUCUCCAUCGCCACGCUCUGGAAUGGGAAACCGCCGAGGACGUCCCCCCUCAUGUCUUUGACCAGUUCGCCUCCGCCAAGUUCCUCCUCCCAGCUCUGCCUGCUCCCUUGCCUGCGCAGUGGCUGAAGAAGCUGGAUAUCACUCAUUUGCCCGGAGACGUCCCUGUGGAGGAGUUCGAUGCCCUUCACGGCUAUGUCUAUGCGGAUGAGAUGAGCCGCGCCGGUCUAGCUGGUCCAGCUGGCGCCCUCACCACCGGCAUCGCGUUUGGCGUACCUCCCUUGCUGCACUAUGCCGAUCCACAGCUCCAAGAGCGGUUUCUGCCCGAUCUGCUCCUGGGCCGCAAGCGAUCGUGUAUUGCCAUUACUGAGCCCGAAGCUGGCUCUGAUGUCGCCAACAUCACCACCACAGCCGAGCUCACCCCUGACGGCAAGCACUAUGUCAUCAACGGCUCCAAGAAGUGGAUCACAAACGCCUUCUGGGCCGACGUUGCCACCAUGGCUGUCCGCACGGGCGGUGAGGGGUCCGGCCCCGCCGGCAUCUCCCUCCUCGUCGUGCCCCUCAAGGAUCAGCCCGGCGUCAGCCGCCGCCGUCUCAAGGUCGCCGGCCAGGUCUCGGCCGGCACGACCUACAUUGAGCUCGACGACGUCAAGGUGCCUCGCGAGAACCUCAUCGGCGUCGAGGGCCACGGCAUGAAGUACAUCAUGAACAACUUCAACCACGAGCGCCUGUUCAUCUCCGUCGGCGUGACAAGGCAAUCCCGCGUCGCCCUCGCCUCGGCGUUUGCCUACUGCAUGAAACGCGAGGCGUUCGGCAAGACGCUGAUCGAGCAGCCCGUCGUGAGACACCGACUCGCCAAGUGCGCCGCCCUGCUCGAGGCCCAGCAGGCCUGGGUCGAGAGCUUUGUUUACCAGCUCGCUCACUUGACCAAGACGGAGGCGGACGCUCAGCUCGGCGGUCUGACGGCCCUAUGCAAGGCAAAUGCAGGCAUCGUGUUUGAUGAAUGUGCUCGAUGUGCCGUCCUCCUCUUUGGCGGCAACGGCUACACACGAUCAGGACAGGGCGAGCUUGUCGAGAAGAUCUAUCGCGAUGUUCCUGGAGCCAGAAUCCCCGGAGGCAGUGAGGAUGUCAUGUUUGACUUGGCAGUCAGGCAAUUGGUCAAGACGUUCAGGGCUGGAAAGGCAUCACCGCCCAAGUUGUAA
This is a messenger RNA of Verticillium dahliae VdLs.17, 1329 nucleotides long. RefSeq names its product long-chain specific acyl-CoA dehydrogenase. The transcript has 4 exons. Gene Ontology annotation, molecular function: flavin adenine dinucleotide binding; oxidoreductase activity, acting on the CH-CH group of donors. The record is from RefSeq and is a predicted model, not a curated record. The coding region runs from base 1 to 1329 and encodes 442 amino acids. Lineage: Eukaryota; Fungi; Ascomycota; Sordariomycetes; Glomerellales; Plectosphaerellaceae.